AGUGCGGCCGAUUUGAGGGUGCGGGCGGUGUAGUGAGCGAGGCUAGGGGAGGCCAGAGAGGGUUGGGAGCCGGUGGGGCGGGAGAGGAGGGCGGUGCUGGAGGAGGGCGGUGCCGGCUGACUCAUCCCUUUGGAACCCCAGACCACAGACCCUUGGUGUCUGGGAAGCCGCCCGCCCGCUCCAAUCCGCCCUACCGGGAGGCGCCCGCCCGCACCGCGUCUCCGCGGUUUCCCCGCUCUCCGCUUCGGGGAAGUUCCCGCCCGAGGGCCGGCAGGGCAGGGAGCGGGGGAGCGUGCAUGGUGCCCGGCGUGUCGGCCGCCAGCCCAGAGGCCGUCGGGGCGGGGUCGGGCUGAGCAGCUCCCCCCACCCCUCGCCCCGCCGCCGGGCACUGCGCCCUCCUCACGGCCGGCCGCGGCCCCGCUCCUCUGCCCGCCUCCGCCAUGUCCCGGCUGCUGCGGCUGCUCGGCCGGCCGGUGCGCAGCCUGCGGCCCGGCCCGCCGCCCUGGUGCUGGUGUCGCUGCCGGGGGCCGUCCGCCCGGGCGCUGGGCACGCACCCUAAGAAGGAGCCGAUGGAGGCGCUCAACACGGCGCAGGGCGCGCGCGACUUCAUCUACAGCCUGCACUCCUCCGAGAGGAGCUGCCUGCUCAAGGAGCUGCACCGCUUCGAGUCCAUCGCCAUCGCGCAAGCAGGCAGAUACCCCAAACCUGAGAUUACCAUCACCAAACGAGUGAAAGAAGUAUCAGCAGAGACCUCUGAUAGUUUUGAAAAAUUGGAAGCUGAACCACCUACCCCAGGACAGCUGAGAUAUGUAUUUAUCCACAAUGCAAUUCCUUUCAUAGGGUUUGGAUUUUUGGAUAAUGCAAUUAUGAUUGUUGCAGGAACUCAUAUCGAAUUAUCUAUUGGAAUUAUUUUGGGAAUUUCCACUAUGGCAGCUGCUGCUUUGGGAAAUCUUGUGUCAGAUUUAGCUGGACUUGGACUUGCCGGCUAUGUUGAAGCUUUGGCUUCCAGAUUAGGCUUAUCAAUUCCUGAUUUAACACCAAAGCAAGUUGACAUGUGGCAAACACGUGUUAGUACACAUUUGGGCAAAGCUGUUGGGGUGACUAUUGGCUGCAUUCUAGGAAUGUUUCCUUUGCUUUUCUUUGGAGGAAGUGAAGAAGAUGAGAAACUGGAAAAGAACAAUUAACCCUCUUAGAAUAUCCAUAAAAGCUGUAACUAAUGUACCUCAGUUAUUAAAUAUGCUGUUAGGACAUUUAGGAAUUAAGACAGCAACAUUGUAUAGACUUGGGAUCAAAUAACUCAGCAUGUAUUAUGGAUAACACUAACUUAUUGUGGCUUGGUUGUCAUAGGACAUCUUUUAAAAAAAUGUUUAGUAUCAUUUGGUAUAAGUUGUUGAAAUGCUUUUUCAUCAAUGCAAUCAACGUUUGACCUUUUCCUUCUCUUUCAUAUGAAACUAUCAUUUCAGUAACAGUCACUGAUAAAUUGUACUGUCUUGGGGUUUGAUUAUGUGUUUCUUAACACAUAUACAGGCAUGAGAACAUUUUUUUUUGUCAUUUUUCCCUAGAGUAACAACUUAACCUUAGUAUUUUUCCUUUAAAGUUACCUGCCAAAGUUUUUCCUUCUUUUUUUUUUUUUUUGGCAACAUCACUUUUGUACUGUUUUACAUUUACAGUCAUAUAAUUUUAGUAUUUUAAAAACUCACCUUUACUUAAGAUGAUGCAAUGAUGCAGUCUUAACCUAAGGAUCACUUUCCUAUUUAAAUAUUCUGACCUUACUAUUUCAAAAGCCAGAACUUCAUCAAAAUAAGCAAUUAUGUGGCUUCCUUACUACAUAAAAACACCUACUGUCAAGUGUUAUUUGAUAUUUUGCCUUUAAUUUCUCAAUGUUGAAUAAUUAUAUAGUGGUUCCUGAUUGCUCAGAGGGAAGAAAAAUGAUUGUUUUAGGGUCUUUGUGGAGUUGUUGGGAGUAAUAUAAAUUAUGGAAUUUGCGAUGAAACUUGGAAAUUAAGAGACUUUUUUUUGAGAAUUAAUGGGAACUGUCAAGGUAUUAAGUGGUGAAGUUCAAGUGAUGGUUAUGAGCUUAGUAAGACACAUUUACAAAUUGAAUUGUUUGGGAAGGACAAACAGUUCCCCUAGUAUCUUCUCAUAUAAAUUGAAUGAGUUUUAGUACUGCAGACUUAUAAUUGUGAUGUCAUUUUAUCUUGCUUAGAGAAUUUUACUUCUAGAUGACUUCUUUUGAUGGAAAAACUAAAUAUUUAAUAUUCUGCUUGUUGCUAUAUGUAGUCUAGUAGUCAAAAGCUAUACAAGGUGAAUUUUUUCUGCCUUGUGUGUGUGUGUGUGUGUGUAUGUGGUGCUUAAAUCAUAAUCUAAAUUGAAGUUAUCAUUUCUAGUUUUGUUGAUUUUACUUAUGUGUUACCAUGUAUGAAUGAUACAUUUUUAUUUUAUGAACGCUAAUAAAAUUUGUUAUCAUGUGGUCUUUUACACAUGAUAAAAGUUUACUUUUAGCUUGUAGAAAUAAAUACAUCAUGGAGGAGAAAAAUAAAAUUAUUUUGGGCAAUACAA
Molecule: messenger RNA, 2559 nt
Organism: Erinaceus europaeus (western European hedgehog)
Lineage: Eukaryota; Metazoa; Chordata; Mammalia; Eulipotyphla; Erinaceidae
Gene: TMEM65
Product: transmembrane protein 65
Exons: 8
Coding region: 441-1184 (247 amino acids)
Biological process (GO): cardiac ventricle development; regulation of cardiac conduction
Cellular component (GO): mitochondrion
Source: RefSeq, a predicted model, not a curated record